Sitodiplosis mosellana (orange wheat blossom midge) is the source of this 1448-nucleotide messenger RNA. RefSeq names its product 26S proteasome non-ATPase regulatory subunit 7 (gene Rpn8). Gene Ontology annotation, cellular component: proteasome regulatory particle; proteasome complex. The transcript is spliced from 5 exons. NCBI's taxonomy places the organism in Eukaryota, Metazoa, Arthropoda, Insecta, Diptera, Cecidomyiidae. Bases 207 to 1223 code for a protein of 338 amino acids. The record is from RefSeq and is a predicted model, not a curated record. Gene Ontology annotation, biological process: proteasome-mediated ubiquitin-dependent protein catabolic process. Gene Ontology annotation, molecular function: protein binding; metallopeptidase activity.
UUGUGCAUAUCAUUGUUGCACAACUACAUCUGCACACCGAUCCAAGUACGUAUACAAGCAGUUUCUUCAAAUUGUGUCCUGUCAUUCGCAAGCGACUCACAAGUGAGCAUUUUUUGGUUACACGAUUUCAAUUUUCAUCCUGAAUAAAAACAAAUAGUUGAAUUUCGCUAGCACACAGAAUCAACAAAUAGAUAUUUUAACGCAAAAUGCCGUCAGAAAGUGUGGUUGUAAAUAAAGUGAUUGUGCAUCCGCUGGUUUUGCUCAGCGUUGUCGAUCAUUUCAAUCGAAUGGGUAAAAUUGGCAAUCAGAAACGUGUUGUUGGUGUUUUACUUGGUUGCUGGCGACAGAAAGGUGUACUCGAUGUAUCGAAUAGUUUUGCCGUUCCAUUCGAUGAAGACGAUAAAGAUAAAUCGGUUUGGUUCUUGGAUCAUGAUUAUUUGGAUAGUAUGUAUGCUAUGUUUAAGAAGGUGAAUGCUCGUGAACGUGUCGUCGGUUGGUAUCACACCGGACCAAAAUUGCAUCAAAACGAUAUCGCUGUAAACGAAUUGAUCCGUAGAUAUUGCCCGAAUUCAGUGCUCGUUAUCAUCGAUGCCAAGCCAAAAGAUCUUGGCCUUCCAACGGAAGCCUAUAUUGCCGUUGAAGAGGUGCACGAAGAUGGUACACCAACAUCAAAAACAUUCGAGCAUGUACCCAGCGAGAUUGGCGCCGAAGAAGCUGAAGAAGUCGGUGUAGAGCAUUUACUGCGUGACAUCAAAGACACUCGAGUUGGCAGUUUGUCGCAAAAAAUUACAAAUCAAUUGCUUGGCCUGAAAGGGCUGAACGCUCAACUGCGUGAUAUCAAAAAGUAUUUGAUUAAAGUGGGCAAUGGCGAGCUGCCCUUGAAUCACCAAAUCGUAUACCAAUUGCAAGAUAUACUCAAUCUACUGCCCGAUGUCACGACAGACAACUUUACCGAAACGAUGUACGUGAAAACCAAUGAUCAAAUGCUGGUUGUUUAUUUAGCAUCAAUGGUGCGAUCGAUCAUUGCGCUACACAAUUUGAUCAACAAUAAACUGACCAAUCGUGAUGCUGAGGAGGGUAAGAAAGAUGAAGGCAAGGAUAAAAAGGAUAAAGAUAACAAGGAUUCCAAGGACGGUAAAAAAGAUGAUAAGGAAGCGGCCACCAAUGGAACGGCGAAAAAAGAUGAAAAAACCGAUAAAACGAAAGACGAAAAGAAAAAGUAAAGAUCCCACCCGAUCAUCUCAUGCAAUCGCAUCGAUUCAAAGAGCAGCAGCAGCGCGUGUGUCUUUUUUUUUCUUUUUUUCUACAUCGUUCAAAGGCGACACUUUCAUUCGUCUUUGUCUAUUUAUUGAGCCAAAAAUGUCCAUUUCGGAAUACUUAACGCUCGAUCAUCUCUCCCUUUUUUUAUAAAUUCAUUAUUUCACUAAUAAAGAAAUAAAAAAAAGAAA